Molecule: messenger RNA, 5428 nt
Organism: Ciona intestinalis (vase tunicate)
Lineage: Eukaryota; Metazoa; Chordata; Ascidiacea; Phlebobranchia; Cionidae
Source: RefSeq, a predicted model, not a curated record
CCAACUUUACUAUUCAGUUUAUUGCAUAUAAGAUAGUUUGAUAGUAGACCCUGUUUACAAAAUGUCGUAUUUGGAAACGCCUACUACCAGUGCUGGUAAGAAACCAAACAGAAGACGAUGUAGAAAUAGAAGUGUCCAGGAUGUUCUUAGUCCACAAUCAAAGGCAGAUGCUCUGCUUUUACUUUCGCCGAAGUCACACACUAUUACGAAGUAUAGAGACGAUUGCAAGUCAGAAAAGAAGAUCUGGCGCUUCGUGAUCUGUCUUAUUGUGAUGCAUCUAUUCACUGGAAUGCUGCUGUAUUCAGUUAAGACAUACGCGACAACGAUUGAACGUAGAUAUGGUUUAUCAGCUUCAAUGAUUGGUUUAAUAGUUGCUGGUAGCGAUAUCGGACAUUUGAUUUCACUCAUUCCUUCAGCAUUGGCAGCAUCCAUAUUUCCACGCCCAAUUCUGAUUUCUUGCGGUGGAUUGUUAAUGGCGUUUGGUGGAGCACUUUGUUGUCUUCCUCACUUUCUGUGCGGAUUGUACGUACCUCUUACGCACACGAUGACCAACAUUACUCAAAACUUGUUGGAGGGAGAGAAAAACACGCUCUAUUCUCCACAAAUGUGUACAACUGAUGAUUAUCAAUUUGUCAAACAAUGGAAUGACGUUGAUUUUGAAAGCAACGCGUCAUAUCAUAACCUAAGAGCCAUCGACGAGACAGAAAAUGCUCUUCCAAAAAUUCUUUGUUCCAAGGCAGAAGUUGAAGCAAUAUUUUUGUUAUCGACGUUAUUGAUGGGUUUCGGUGCUGGGCCUGUUGUAACUCUGCAUUUCUCUUAUAUUGAUGAUUUUGCAGCGCCUACAAAAUCACCACUCUACAUAGCUGCUGUGCAAACUUGUUCGAUCAUUGGCGUCAUGUUCAGCUACGGAAUCGCUGGCAUAGCAAGCAAGUUAUACGUCGAUAUCGGAAGAUUGAACUCGGAAAACAUUGCGCUUCGUCCCGGUGACGUACAAUGGGUCGGUGCUUGGUGGUUGGGGUUCAUUAUAUCUUCAUGUGGAAGUUUUGUCUUUAGUUUGCCACUCAUGUGUUUUAAAGACGAGAGCGAUUUCGAUCUAGUUUUUGACGAGGAGACCAAUUUAUUACAGAGUUCGAAUUUAGAUGUUACUGGUGUUGGGCUACAUAAUUCCAACAAAUGUACAAAUGAUCAGCCACACAGUAAUCGUCACCAUCUAUUGUCACCUGUGCGGAAAACAAGGAUCAAAUCGGAAGUUGCAGAUAGUGAUGUUAUCCAUCCUUUACAACAUAUUCUGACGAACCCAGCUGUCAGCAUCUCCCUUCUAUCUACCAUAGGCUGGCACUUUCAACCACUAACAAAUGGAACAUUUGUGUUAAAAUAUCUCCAACAAGAGUUUCUCAUGUCUGUCUCGUCUUCCAGUUUGACCGUUGGUGCAAUCAUAUGGCUGCCUGCUAUUUUGGGAAUUCCCCUUGGUGGAUACCUAUAUUCUAAACAAAACUGGAGCGACAGAAAGGCAGCGUGGUUUAUUGCAGUUCUCAUGAUCUUAUCUAGCAUCUACUACCCUGCCGGAUGCCCAACAAAAGAUGUUAUCGGCUUGACGACCGUAACCAUGGAAACUGACAAAUGUGCUAACUCAUGCUUAUGUGACAAUCUCACCUUUGACCCAGUGUGUGGAUCUGACGAGCGAACCUAUGUGACCCCAUGCCACGCUGGGUGCAACACUAUGAAUGCUGACAAUAAUAUGAAAGAACCAAAUUUUGAAUCGUGUAAAUGUGUUGGAUUACUAAGUGAAAACUACAGUCAAAGCAAUGUGACUGCUGCUAUUAAUGGAUUCUGCACAAAUAAGUGUUCCCCCUCACAACUACAUAUAUUUGUUAUCAACUUUAUUCUCCGUGUAUUGCUGCUCUGUAUGACCUACGUACCGUACGGGGUCUUUAUCAUGCGCAGCGUACGUCAGACCGACAAAGCAGUAGUCAUCGCGCUUAAAGAAAUCAUGGGAAAGUUGCUUGGUGAAAUACCUGGCAGUAUCUUAGCGGGUAAGCUGUUUGAUUCGUGUUGUCAAUUCUGGUCGAAAGAGGAAUCUGGUGGCUGCCAGUUGUAUGACCUUGACCUGUUACGUAUUCGUUUUUUUCUGAUCAACGUGAUCCCGUCUUCAGUGGCAGCUAUUUCAUUGGUAAUUUCUAUCAAAUUUCUGAAGAGGCGCACGACAAAGUCAGAAAUCCCGAACAUUGUUAUAUCUCCCGCUACCCCUGGAAUCGAAGGGAUGAGCAAGAGGAAGUUAGAAGAUCCGCCGGGAGGAGCUAAAAAGCCAGAGAGUGAGGAAGAGGAGGAAGGAGUUUAUCCUCCCAAAGUCACCCGGAUCGAGCCCUCACCGGAGCUACAUUUAGAAGAGCAACCGGGACCUAGUCACCGCAUGUUCCCGCUACAGAUUGCUGAACUGAGAGAUCCAUCUGCUGUUCGGGGUUUGCCUCAACCUUCGCUAAGAACCAGGGGUCCAGGAAGGCCACGUAUUCAUCCUCCAAAACCAGCCGGGGUAAGUCGGCCAAGAGGUCGUCCAAAAGGUUCAAAGAACAAAAAACCACGAAAGCGAAAGGAAGUUGUGAGGGUUGAAAGGCCUCCCAAAAGGCCGAGAGGACGACCAAGAAAGUGGCCGCCUGAAAUGUGGGAGGGAUUUCAACGCACACGAGAAGCUGCAGUUCAACAACAACUGAAACAACAGCAGCAACAACAACAACAACAACAGCAACAACAGCAUAUGCAGCAACAGCAUGAGAUGGCUGGACCCAGUCACAUGUACAUGGAGCAACGAGACCCUCGUCUUCUCCAGCAAAUGCAGAUGAUGCAUCCUCACCAUAUGCCCCCCCAGCCCCCCAUGCCUCAUUAUAUGCAACUGCCUCUGGAAACCGAGCAACCUCAAGAGGAGAUCUCUCUUCUCAUGCCUCCACAAUCGUUACCUCAAGAACACAUGCUCCCAACCAUGAUGUUGCCAGAGCAGCAACAUCCGGAGCAGAUCCAGGAGCAGGAGGAGCUGCUAUGGAUGCAACAGGAAGAAAUGGCGCAACACCACCCCCCACCACCCCACACUACCUCACAGUAAUUACAACCAACACACACCUAAAACGUAACCUACACAGCACCAAAAAUUUUCUAGCCUAACAUUUUCACCCCCAAAAAUUUUCAACGCUAAAAAAUUUCAAGCCAAAAAUUGUCUUGCCAAAAAUUUUCACACCUAAAUAUUUUUUUCUCAAAAUUUUCAUGCCUAAAUCUUCAUGGAUCAGUCAAGCCACUGUGUACCCGCAUCCUGAAAUCCUCCCAAUCCCUUCCUCCACAGUGGGCAUCAGCAGCUCCUCAUCUUGUUCAUCUACCUCGAAUUUUUGUGAAGCCUUUCUACCCGGCCUCCCCAGUUUCAUAUGACGUGAAUAGUUGUGCGUUUUCGUUUCUUAAAAGGGAGCGCUACCUCCAUUUUACAUUGCUGCCUCAUACCUGCAUACUGGCACAACCACACCUUAUAAGAGCUGCUUUACCUAAGAAUUUUCAUUUUCCUAAAAGUUAAAGGUCCAUUUUUCGUCUCACAAAUAGACCUAUUUAGGACAUUCUUUUAAAUAUUAUAAUUCAGUUUCCAUAAAACGCCUUUCAAAUAGUUUCAGGCCUUUAAACCCUAUUUAUUUAUAACUGUUUGAGUCUAAAAAAUCCGCAUUAACCACCAAACGUCAUUAUUUCAUUUCAAAACCAAGUUUCUCAUUAUUUAACCCAUAAGUUUAUUUUCUUAAAACAGCUCUCACGGUCCAGUAUGCAAUUAUUUUAUUCCCUUCUCUUCAGCAUAUUAGGAAAUUUGUCUUUUAGCUUCAAUUUUUAUUAUUACUCACAACUCGCUCCUAAACGAUCAUGUUGCCUAUAUAACCCACUCUCGCUUUUCUCAAAAGUUUCAUCCGUUUUUAGUUUCGGGUCGCUGUUUUUACCGAGUAUUUGGUUGUCUACUGCCCCCUAUGGUGCUUAAAUAUCUCGAGCACUGUUGUUUUUUUAUUCCCAGAACCAAAGAGUCUAUAUAUGUUCCCCUUCCCAUUAUAUGUAACGUAUGCGGCUUAGUUUGCCGCAUCGGUUGAUAAUAAUUAUGUCGCUUAUUUUUAACCGCUUGCUUGUUUUUUUCGCCAUCCCGUUUUUACGGUUCCACCCGCUGCUCGCCGCUUUCAACGCCCAACUUUCACGUAUGACGCAAUAAUCUCGCUUAUUACGCAAUAAAGGCGUUCUAUUUCCGUAUUUAUUUUAUGCUCGCCUCAAAUCGAUGCCCCUGCAAUAAAUCCACGACUAACGCAGGCCUGCCAUCUUACCUACUCCAUGCCAUAGGUGUACACGUAUAAACCAAAGACUUCGUAACUCAAUCGAUUGCAACUGACAUCGCAAUGAUUUAUUUUCUCGCUUUUCUCGGUGAGUCAGUGAAUUUUCAAUUAACCAAAUUUUUCCCAUUACUAAAUACCGAAUCAAGCAUUUUUACCUUUAAAAACUCAAAACCGAAUCGAUAUUUUGAUUUAAAACACACCAAAACAGACUUGCCUAUCCAUAAACUCCGCUUAUUUGUUUACCUUGUAUGUUGCACCCAUUUAACACAAAGUUUCGCCGCCCGGCCGACCGUUCCUUCCCUAUGUUCCUGCAUGCCUAUACUUCGUAGUUUUAUUUUCAUUUUUGUUCCGCAUUUUUUCGCUAUUAUACUGUCGUGUUGGAGACUUAUUUUUUGUUUCUUAAUCCUGUUUUAUUUGAAAAAGCUUUUAACCAUAAUUAGACCUUUUUUUAAUUUUUAAUCGUCAAAUUUUCGAAAACUGCAUUGGAAUAAUGCAUUACAUGACUACACACUACACCACUGUGAGUUACCGUAAUAAAUCUGAACUACAAAUAAUUUUAAAUUACUAAAUUUUCAGCUAACCACAUAAGUCGUUUUAAUUCAUUUUGCUGCAUAACAAUUUUUGUAUUUCGUUGUCACCACAGUAUUACGUUCGCUCGCUGUCCAUACGUGCCACGCGUGUUAUUUAAUCGUGUUUCCGUUGCAAUUUAUCUCCGUAUUCAAAUUGUUCGCAGUUUUAUAAUACUUCACCCCAAAAGUGAGUUACAUUUGCCAAAUGUUAAGAUCGUGUCUUUCGUAAAAAAUUAUUUUCAUGUUAAAAGGCCUUUCAAAAGAAUGUUUCUCUUUUCACUCAGUUCACUCUGUAUAAGCUGUACAUUCACUUACCCCACACCUCGAACCGCGACACCAAAAAUUUCACUUGAAUGCCAACCGACACCGUUUCUUUUACACCCCCUUUUAUUGAGAUACUUUACUGUUGCAUGCUUAUGUCGUUCUCUUCAUUUAUCAUACAGUGUUUCCAUCACAGUAUUAUGAGGUUUUCGUCGCCAAAGAGAAAUAUAUAGCCAGGUUCUUGGCGUUCCGAUGCCUGACAUA